Messenger RNA from Aplysia californica (California sea hare), 3990 nucleotides. Its product is annotated as N-alpha-acetyltransferase 50. Gene Ontology annotation, molecular function: acyltransferase activity, transferring groups other than amino-acyl groups. Gene Ontology annotation, cellular component: NatA complex. Gene Ontology annotation, biological process: mitotic sister chromatid cohesion. Lineage: Eukaryota; Metazoa; Mollusca; Gastropoda; Aplysiida; Aplysiidae. The transcript is spliced from 3 exons. The record is from RefSeq and is a predicted model, not a curated record. The annotation marks the transcript as partial.
UCUUAUCUAAUUGAGAAAUGUUUGUUGCCCUUUAUUUCUGUAAAGCCACUAGUGAGCCAGCAGGAGCUUAUUUUUUUCUGUUGCCGUCUGUCCUCAGCCUACUACAAUGACAUCGUGAUCGGGGCCGUGUGCUGCCGCAUAGACACCUCGGAGAACCAGAAACGGCUGUACAUCAUGACCCUGGGCUGUCUGGCUCCUUACCGGCGGCUUGGCAUCGGUACGGUCAUGCUGGAGCACGUCCUCAACAUCUGCGAGAAGGAGGGGAACAUCGACAACGUGUUUCUCCACGUACAAGUGAACAACGACGGUGCCAUCCGCUUCUACGAGAAGUUUGGCUUCAAGAUUGUGGAGGAGAAGAAGAACUACUACAAGCGCAUCGAGCCCGCAGACGCCUACGUCCUGCAGAAGUCGUUCAAAGAUGGCGGCAGUGCGGAGGAAAAAGUGGAGUCUUCAUCGGGAGAAAGUGUAGAGAAAUCACCGUCUUCGUGAAGGAGAGUUGUUGUAGUUAGAUUUUGAUUAGUUGGGGGGGUUGUACCACACUGGGUGAGGUUUCGUUUGUUUUUCUCACAUUAUUGGGCAAGAAGGUUCACAUUUUAAGUGUGAUCGCUUUAUAAUAAAUUAACAAUGUCCCCUACCAAUUACAUUGGAUAGAAAAUCAUUUGUAAAAAAAUUCCUUUGAGGAGUAUUGGUGUAUCUAUGGCACGGGUAAUUGUGCUUUGAACGAGGUGUUCGGGGAAUUCGUCAGUCCCGAUGAGGGUUUGUUGAGUUCAGUCUUUUGCUGUCUGCAAUAAGUUGGAAGAUAGGACUUUCUGACAUCUUGGGGGUGAGUGAAUGGUGAGCUGGUCGCGUUGAUGACUUUUGAACCACGGUCAGACAGCUGUUAAAAGACAGUGUUGAUGGUAGAAUUUUUCUGUGAGACUUGCCUCUAUCUUAUAUAUAUAUAUAUAUAUAUAGUAGUAAGGAAAAUGUAUUGGUGUGUUUGUAAGGAAAGAAGACAGGAGAUGUUUCAAUUCAAAAUGUAUACAGUUUCUAAAAUGUGGCCUUCAUUUGUCAUUGUCGUAUGUCAAAAACAAAAAAGAGGUUUUCAAGAAAAGCAAAGUACAGUUUCAUUUCAUGCAGAUCAUUUUGGGGUUACUACAAAAUAUUUAAUUUGUAUAAACCUGUGUUAACCCUCACUCUGGCAAGGGCCGAUUAGAUCAGCCCAUUUCCUGCCAUGAAACUGGCAGGGCCGAUCUCAUAGGACCAUAUAGUAAACUGCUGCUUCUGCCUUCCAACUAAAUAUUUGGGGCUUCCCAAAGUGAUUUCUGAUUGGCUAAAAGGCUAACCUCCAACCAAUCAGAAUAUUUGUACCAUUCUGGCCUAGGAGAAGAGUAUUUUGCUUUCAAAACAGGGAUGUUUUGAAAGCUUGUUGAUCAGGCCACAAGUCACAAGCCACUAAUGCCAGUGUAGAUCUAUCACUUGUGUGGGUCUAAAAUGGCCAAAAAUCGAUCUUUUUUGGAUACAUUUGAAAGUGAAUUGACUAGGGAAAGUAAUUCAGACACUGUUAGUGGUGGAUUUAUUGGUGUUCAGUCAAGAUUGGGAUUAGAUCUGACAGACAAUGGGGAUACAUGUACCAGUUCUCAACCUGCCCCAACUUCUCUUUCAAAUGGAACACUAGAUUCUACUACUUUGGGAGUCUAAUAGGGGCAGAAAAAGGAGAGCUAUAGAGUCAAGUAGGUUCCUUUUGCUAUACUAAUUAUUACAGACUACCAGCAGAUUGCUGAAAACCACAUGGUUGUACUUAGAGUGUUUUUAUGUUGAGUAUGGUAUGAAAUUAGCGAGUAUCAUCAGCUGCGCUCGAAACAGACCACAUGACAAGUUGAAACAGUCAUAACUCAUUACCUGUUCUUCUCAAACCUAUAAAUCUAUACAUUUUCUGAAAGGUAAUUGAAAAACCCAUAUUUCUGCUAUCUCACAUUUUUUAUAACAAGAAAUACAUUAGAUUGGUGAAUAUGCUAAUGAGCAUGUACAUUUUUUGUCAGCCAUCUUGGAUUUCAAAGUUACAUAACCCCUUGAAAAUUAAAUAAAAUCAUAUGUUCAAUGGCAAAAUAUAAACGUUCAUUCAAUUCUUUCAGAAAAUAUAUACUUUUGUAGGGUUUUUAUUUGAUGCAAGUCCAUAAAUUUGAUUUGUAAAGCAUGUGCACGUUUUGGCUGACUGGCCCUGCCAUUCCUGUUGAAACCACUUGCCAGAGUUAGGGUUAAGAAGGAAAUGAGUCUUGGACCAGUGGAAGUACCUCUACAACAUAGGCUACUGGGUUCUCAUUUUUUCCCCAAUUUUGGCAUACGAGGAUGUUGAAUGACGGCGACAAAUGUGCACCUUUUUUUAUUUACGUCUAAGGGUGGAGAGUUCUGCAUUUUCUUUUUUUCUUCCUUCUCUUUUUCCUGUGUCCUGCGAUGGAGCAGUAGCGAGUGAGAUCAUCGUCGAUAUCAUGACGGCCGUCACAGUUGUCCAUGUGUUACUCAUUUUUUACCACCAUUGAGUUGUUGCAAUGAUCAAAAUACUUGGAGUUUCCUGGCCUGGCUGUAACAUCGUUGUUUACUAAAAAUCCAAAAUUUGACAGUUUUGUUUCCAUUUUUGCUGGUCAUAAGGUUGACAUAAGUCAGCCCAGUUUCCUGAAGUUUUCUCAACACCAAACAAAAUGGCUGAAAUUGUGUUUUGACCAUGAAGUAUUUACUUUGUAUGUGUGGACUCGCGUGCUUAAGUUCACAGGAUUUGUUGGUGGGUUUUUUAUUCUUUCAAAAGCUCACCCGAGAUUAUUUUUUUCACUGAUAAUCAACCAGCUUUACUAACUGAUGUGUGACAGUUUGUUCUGUGGUGUGGCGGGCGUGUGUGUGAGCGGGGAAUGAUUGUCUGCAGCUGUCUGGGCCAAAGUAAAGUACAGCACGACCUGUUCUAGGCUGAGUCGCGACGGAGCCAGGGAAAUGUUCUCGUUCUGUCUUGGGCAGGGGAAGUGGGGCUCACAUAGACGGGCGAACUAGUAACUGCAGGCCCCCUCCCUUAGCCCGACAGUGUGACAUUAUGGGUGGAGCUGAUGGAACAAGUUGUGUUUCCAAAAAGAGCCAAGUGGGCAAAGUAGUUUUGUGUCUUAGGCAGGUCAGAACCCUCGAAAGGGGAAGAAAUUUCUCUUCCAUUUCCUCAUUGUGAAGGUUUCCGUCUUAGACUUAGACCGGUGUAAUUGAUCAAACCCGAACCCCCACCCUACCACAGCUGCGUGCUAGUAGGAUAAGGAAGGUUUCCGUUUCAGACAGGUGUGGUAGAGAGGAAUUGAUCUACUCACCCCAACUCUCACCUCAGCCCAGCCCGGCCCAGCUCCCUGCUAGGGACUUGUGUCUUGUGGGCAACAUGCGGAGUGGCUGUGUCAUACAUACAUGGUCGCUUUUAAGCACAAGGGGGCUAUCCCGAAAAAUACUGUUUUGAGAAAAUCAAAGGUAGAGUUUUUGUUCUUAGUUCAGUGUCUUUAAAAGACAAGGAGAGUUUUCUCUAUUACCUAACAAAUGUACACCCCAAUGUGACCAAACCUCUCCUAGAUCUAGGGCAAUGCCCACUUUUGGUGUAGGUCAAGAUUCCUGGAAACCCCCGAAAUCUGGGUUAGCCUGCUUGUCCUUAAAAGCGACCACAUGAUCUUACACUGACUUGCACAUAUGGGAAACACUGGGCUGUGGUCCUCGUGGUAGAUGGUGGGGGGGGGUGUGGGGGGGGGGGCGGCUAUACUUUACUUGUCCUGCUGUUUGCCUUCCUGUGUGUCUGACUGACUGUUUGCCUGUGUGUGUGUCUGACUGACUGUUUGCCUGUGUGUGUGUCUGACUGACUGACUGUUUGCCUGUGUGUGUGUCUGUGUGGGAGAUGUGGAUUCUGUGUACAUUUUUGCUGACUACAAUGUUGUUGUUUGUUUUCCUGGGUUAUGAGAUGACCAGUUCUCAAAUAAACGUGUGAGAUUUUAUUAAUUAACA